Molecule: messenger RNA, 558 nt
Organism: Acytostelium subglobosum LB1
Lineage: Eukaryota; Evosea; Eumycetozoa; Acytosteliales; Acytosteliaceae
Exons: 3
Coding region: 1-558 (185 amino acids)
Source: RefSeq, a predicted model, not a curated record
AUGGUGCAGCUCGUCAAGGAAAAGCCAGAUUGGAACGGUGAUCAGUUUAGGUUCAUGACUGGAAUGUACUUGUCCGCUGUCACCAAUGUGUAUGGAGCUGAGGCCAUUCAAACCUACUCCCAUAUAUUACAUCACCAUGUUGGGGAGGUAGUUGAUGAGUACGGAAGCAUUGCUAUCUUCUGUAUGCUAUCACUUGAGUCGUUGCACCUUGUGACCAAGUGCUUUGUUGAUAGGUGCACCAACAAAACCAGGCAUGGCAAUAUCGCUCUAUCAAAGACAGUGAUCAAUGAUUCACUUGUGGAGAAGAGGCUUAUGUACAAUGAGGAUUUGAAGAACGAAAUCAAUAGGUACUUGAAGUUUGACUUGCCCGAUCUCAUGGAACAGAUGCGCAGAUGGGACAGCAAGUAUAGUGUUGGUCAAGAUGUGGAUGUGUGCACUGCAUCAGGAUUGACUGCGACUGAUAACCUGAAGUACGGCCAUUUGUCAUUUGGUUGGUUUCCAGCAACGAUACAAUCAUACAGUACCGCUACUGACCUCUAUGAGGUAAAGUACAAGUAA